Molecule: messenger RNA, 1056 nt
Organism: Dracunculus medinensis (Guinea worm)
Lineage: Eukaryota; Metazoa; Nematoda; Chromadorea; Rhabditida; Dracunculidae
Source: the annotation of a GenBank genome assembly
AGAAAAAUUAUGGCCGAAAAACAAAAACAAAAAACGGGGAAGGAGAAAAUUGCCGAAUCGAGCGUUAUUCAGCUCGAUUCGGAAGAAAUGGGGCCGUACACGGUGGUCGAUAAGUUAGAACAAAGUGGAAUAUCAGCAUCCGAUAUUCGAAAAUUAAAAGAAGCCGGUUUUAAUACCUUCGAAUCUAUUGCGUACGCACCACGAAAAGAAUUGGUCGCCAUUAAAGGAAUUAGCGAACAAAAGGCUGAUAAAAUAUUUUUAGAAGCAGCGAAAUUGGUGCCAAUGGGAUUUACUACAGCAAGUGAAGUGCAUGUAAAGCGAUCAGAAAUCAUUCAAAUUGAAACUGGAAGUAGAGAAUUGAAUCGUUUAUUAGGUGGUGGCAUUGAAACAGGAUCUAUAACAGAGGUUUUUGGUGAAUUUCGAACUGGGAAAAGUCAGCUGUGUCACACUUUGGCUGUAAUGUGUCAAUUGCCGGUUGAUAUGGGAGGUGCUGAAGGUAAAUGCCUAUGGAUUGAUACUGAAGGUACUUUUCGACCAGAGAGAUUGCUUGCAGUAGCUGAACGUUAUAAAUUAUCUGGUCAAGAUGUUCUUGAUAACGUUGCAUAUGCUCGCUGUUACAAUACUGAUCAUCAAAUGAAUCUACUUCUUCAAGCAUCUGCUAUGAUGGCUGAAUCGAGAUAUGCCUUGCUCGUUGUUGAUAGUGCCACAGCUUUAUUUCGAACGGACUACUCCGGAAGAGGGGAACUAGCUGCUCGCCAAAUGCUUCUUGGAAAAUUUAUGCGUGCCUUGUUAAAAUUGGCUGAUGAAUUCGGUGUAGCAGUAGUAAUAACUAACCAAGUUGUUGCUCAAGUCGAUUCUGCAUGCGGUAUGUUUCAAAAUGAUUCUAAGAAACCUAUUGGUGGUAAUAUUAUCGCACAUGCUUCAACAACAAGGUUGUAUUUGCGGAAGAGAAAAGGAGAAACGAGAAUAUGUAAAAUUUACGAUUCUCCUUGCCUGCCAGAAAAUGAAGCCAUUUUUGCCAUAACAACUCAUGGGAUUGACGAUGCAAAGGAAUGA